AUGCAUUUCUUCAGGCUUCUGGUAGUCUGGCUGGCUGCCUUGUUCACUGUUCAAGCAGCAGAGCUUCUUGACUUCGGCAAAGUCGAGGAUGUUAUUCCGAAUGCGUAUAUUGUCGUGAUGAAAAAUGAAGUCUCUUCCAAUGAUUUUUCCUCCCAUGUUACCUGGCUGAAGAAAACCCACCGCAGAAACCUGGCUAAGCGUGGCAGCACCUUCACCGAAGGCCUUAGGUCUACAUGGGAUAUCGAUGGUUGGCAGGCAUACAGUGGAAAAUUUGGCGAGGACACGCUCCAGGACAUCCUGACACGCGAAAAUGUUGAUUUUGUUGAGCCAAACAGAAGAGUACAAGCUAGCUCCCAUAUCGUGCAGUCCAAUGUUACCUGGGGCCUUGCACGUAUCUCCCACAAGAAAAAUAACAGCACCGACUAUGUGUCAAACAAUGGCGAGGGAGAGGGCAUCACCUUCUACGGAGUUGACAGUGGCAUUGAUAUCGAUCACCCCGAGUUUGGCGGCCGCGUUCGAUGGGGCAUCAACCUAGUCGAUACAACAGACGCGGACUGCUACGGCCAUGGAACCCACACUGCUGGAACCGCAGCUGGGAAGAGAUUUGGCAUCCUCAAGAAAGCGUCCAUAGUUUCUGUCAAGGUUCUCGACUGCUAUGGCGUAGGUGAUGUCGAAGGAGUUGUAAAUGGGGUCAUCUGGGCUGCUAAAGAUGCCAGAGAAAAAGGCACUCUAGGAAAGUCUGUCAUGAACGUGAGCAUUGGUGGUCCGCGUUCCAAAGCUGUGAAUGAGGCCAUGGUUCGUGCUCAGGAAGCUGGUAUAUUCAUUUCAGUCUCUGCCGGUAACGAAGCCCGGAAUGCUUCGAUGGUCUCACCAGCUUCUGCUCCUGAACUCUGUACAGUUGCUGCGAGUACAACGAACGACACUAAAGCAUUCUUCUCUAACUACGGUGAAGUUGUCGACUUAUUCGCACCAGGAGUAAAUGUCAUUUCCGCCUUACCUGGACGUCGAAUGGGGCCUAUGUCCGGAACUUCAAUGUCCUCUCCCCAUGUCUGUGGAGUCGGUGGUCUCCUUAUGGCUACUGAGGGCCUUGCUCCUGGCGAGGUUUGUGAUCGCCUCAAGGAGAUGGCGAGUCCUGUCAUGAAAGAACGUGGCAUCAGGACUACUAACAAGCUUCUUUACAAUGGCAGUGGGGCAUGA
Molecule: messenger RNA, 1197 nt
Organism: Arthroderma uncinatum
Lineage: Eukaryota; Fungi; Ascomycota; Eurotiomycetes; Onygenales; Arthrodermataceae
Product: alkaline serine protease
Exons: 3
Coding region: 1-1197 (398 amino acids)
Biological process (GO): proteolysis
Molecular function (GO): serine-type endopeptidase activity
Source: RefSeq, a predicted model, not a curated record